AUGGCGACCAAUCAUUCUCCUCCCCUCGUUUCUGCAGGGCCCUUGCUCCUCCCCGUCCAGCUCAUCCCGCGACGAAACGCAAGAUCCAAGCAGCGCUUUUAUCGCCUCAGCAAACCCAAGGUCCGCAGUGGGUGCUUGACGUGCAAGACUCGACGCGUCAAGUGUGACGAGGGAAAACCAGCGUGUGCGCGGUGUAUUCGUGGGGAUUUUGUGUGCGAUGGGUAUGAGACGCAGCCUCCCAAGCUUGAGAUUGUCCCCGUGUCGCCUACUCAGGUCGUGCCGGUAAAGUUCCUGCCGCUGGCUCCGUCUACGCUGCCUGGGCUCGAUGGACACAGUGUACCGUACCUCGAUGCCUUUCGGUAUCACGUGGCACCGGAGCUCUCGGGGAGCUUUUACAUGGAUUUCUGCGAGGGGACGAUUCUUACUGGUGUGCAUCAAGAUGACUCCAUUCGUCAGCUGGUGCUAGCACUUGGCGCCUUAACCCUUGCUAUCGCCGAUGACGCGAGGGAUACGAAGCAGUCUAUCGUGCAAGCGAAACCUUCACCGCUCAAGGUUUGGGGGCCGAGCAGUAUCAAGAACAGAAAUCACGCUGCGUCGCUGAAGCAUUACCUCAAGGGUGUUCAAGGUCUUCGCGAGCGAUUAAAGCUCGACCCGGCUCAUGUCUCCGUACGGACCAUGACGGUCAUGACGAUUCUUAUGGCGUUGUUUGAGAUUCUGCAAGGGAACCAUCGGUCGGUGGACAGUAUACUGAAAAGUGUUACUGCUCUGUUGAACGAACAUCUUGCGCAGCAGAGGAGCACGGAAGGUAGUCAAGCCCACGACGUAGUGGCGCUGAAAGACCCGGAAUUCAUCAAGUCAUUUCAUCUACGCGGCCGAAUUCUAUACAAACAAGCGCUGUCAUGGCGUGAGGUGAUCCGGGCGUAUCUCAAGAGCGACCUUGACGAGGAUCAUCUUCACCGGCUGAAGUUACUGGAGAUACACUGCAUUAUAUCAGAGAUCCACUUGGAUUGUAUCCUAAUACCGUGCGACUUGUCUUAUGACCGGUACGAGGAGACAUUCAAAGCUCUGCUUGACGACUGCACAGCGUGGUUAAAGCAGCAGGUCCGCAACGGUGUUCCUCGACAUAUCACUCUCGGCGAGGGUAUACUGCUUCCACUGUCCGGUAUCGCUCGUCUAUGUCGAGUUCACGAUGUCCGUAUGGAAGCACUAUACCUCAUACAAAGUGUAACCUGGCAAGAGGGUGCUUGGGAUCCUCAGUUUCUAGCACUGGGAGAGCUUGGUACUGUGGUGAUGGAGGAGCGAGGCAGGGAAGAGAGUGGGUUCAUACCAGCGUCCUCGAGGUGGCUUUGGGUGAGUAACGUGGAUGGAGAAAAGGAAGAGGAUGGUCCUCUUGGGCUUUACAUUUCUCGGUUCUUGGGUGAGAAUGGACAGCCGCUGGUACGAGUGAUACCAUAUGAUAGCUCAUGGUGGGAUGAGCCAUAUACCGUUGUCUCUCUCAAUACUUCCCCACACUACUAUCAAUUCAAAGACUACAAAAUGUCAACUGAACCCUAUCUCAACGCAGUCACCGCGCUUGAACGCUUCAUGCCAUAUGAGCUUGGACGUCAGCUGCAGCGCUUCCACGACGACCAUCCCAGUUCGCUUCCCAUGCUCACAGACAAGGACUGGGAAUGGAUUCGCGACGUGUGCACAAAGCCACGAACCCAGCCAGGCGAAGAACGAUACCCUGCUGAGCGGGUUACUAGCGCAGAGCCAAUCAACCAUUUUCUGCCUCGUUGGCGCAGAUAUAUGAGAUAUAAGCAUCCUUAUAAGGGAUAUAGGAUUGGGUAUUGCAGGAGAUUCAAGCAUGACAAAAGUCGGGAUCCCAGAUUGAGAACGGACGAUAACCCUGAGCCCGAGGGACAGGAUUCUGGCCAGGAUGAAGCCACCGAGAUGAACCAGGGUGAUGGAAGCAGCGUCGCACGCGAAGCUGGCUCUGAACAGGAGGGCGAGGGUUAG
Molecule: messenger RNA, 1998 nt
Organism: Fusarium tjaetaba
Lineage: Eukaryota; Fungi; Ascomycota; Sordariomycetes; Hypocreales; Nectriaceae
Product: transcriptional regulatory
Exons: 3
Coding region: 1-1998 (665 amino acids)
Biological process (GO): regulation of DNA-templated transcription
Molecular function (GO): DNA-binding transcription factor activity, RNA polymerase II-specific; zinc ion binding
Source: RefSeq, a predicted model, not a curated record